Molecule: messenger RNA, 1881 nt
Organism: Melampsora larici-populina 98AG31
Lineage: Eukaryota; Fungi; Basidiomycota; Pucciniomycetes; Pucciniales; Melampsoraceae
Exons: 4
Coding region: 1-1881 (626 amino acids)
Source: RefSeq, a predicted model, not a curated record
AUGACGCGCAGUUAUCUUUCAUUUUACCUGAUUUUAUUGCUACUUCCUUUACUUUACUCCUGUCGCCUUAAUCUUCCUCUAUUACAUGGUUACAAGAAACUUGAUCCAACAGAGGAAGAAGAUCCCAGGACCCUCCUUUUAGCAGAUCACUUGACAGAUUUCCAAGCGGGAAAACACAAUUCAAAUCGCGAAAAUGCCAAGUCUCUCUUUCAGACCACAAAAGUAGCACUUACACACUUGUUCGUGACCAAAACUCAAACUCCUGAUGGCCAAUCUAUGAUCAGCUGGAAAUUGUGGUAUGAUAACUCUCAUAAAGUUUCUGAAUCAUCGGCGUCUGCUGGGGUACAGGAAAUGGCCGAGGCUGUCCUGAAAUUCGGCCCUCAAUUCGAUCGACAUCAACACAAUCCCGAACGCGAGAUGGAGUAUAUAAUGUCUACAAUCGAUCUUUUCUCUCGUUCUCUUGAGGAUGAUAAACUGAGUGCUGCUGAGAGGAUUUGGUCUGUUGGGGUACUCUCAUACCUAAGAGCUCGACUUCCGGAGGAAAAAAAAUCCGUGAUUCCUAGUCUCUGGACAGCUGAAGACUUGCGUAGGCCUCGAGAACAGUUCUUAUUGUUUUUUCUGGGUGAUAAAGAUUUGAGGCCAGUGGCUCGGCAGAUGUGGUCAGAAUUUCCUACGGAAGUGGAGUCAUCGGAACGUGUCAUUCAGGAGGCAAUUCAAAGGGGGUCAAUAGUACAUCUUGUCAAAAAACAGACAGACAUGAUCCACAAUGAACCACCACCGGAUUUCCAAGAACUCUUUCUCGCGUUCAUCAACUUGAAAACUCCGAUAAAAUCACAAAAAGCCUUGUCGUUAAUUGACUUGAUCAAAAAACAAUUGAAUGAACCUCAAACAAAAAACUGGAAUCGGCUUGAUGAAGAGUCAAACACAGUUCGAUUGUUUUUACAUCUUGAGGAAUAUCAUUAUGAAAUUGAGAGCUGUCUAGGAUUGGAAAAACUGAUCAGAAUACCAAAUAUUCGGGAACAAAUACUGAAAAACGCGAUAAGCUUGCAACUUGCGACUGAGAAACUGCAUCCAGUCUUCAGGAAUCUUUUGAUAGGAUUUGAAAAGACAAAAUUGGUCGAUAGUCAUCGUGUCACCAAGGUCUUGGAACUCUUAAAACAAGAACAAAUCCCGAUCACUCAACUAGGAAGAUUAUUUAGAGUAAUCAACUUGGUCCUCCAUGGUAAUAAAAAGAUAUAUAAGUCUUUCAUUCUUCAACUGGAUGAACACUCUGAAAUGAUUCCAAAACUCUUCGAGAUAUUAUUUAAGUAUCGCUAUGUUCGAAUGAACCCACAGAUGUUACCAUGGCAAGAUCGGUACGAUUUUAUCUUUACGACACGGGAAGAGCAAACAGCAGAGAAGUAUAGAAACGAUCUCGGAAAACUCUUAAUAACUAAAGGUGUCUUUACAAGUCAUGAGAUUAUCAGAGAUAUUGAAUAUUUAAAUGAACCGUCGAAAAAAACUAUGGUGACUGCUACUUUAUAUGGGAUUUUUAAGAAGAUAUCAAGAUCCAGACGAAUUACCAGAAAGGAGCACACAAACACAGAUUGGUUGACAGCAGAAUACAUCCUUCACCUGAUCUCGUUCAAGAAUAAUGAUAAGAUUCUAUAUCGCCAUCUUCGCCACGAUCAACACGUCCCAGAGAAGGUUCCGGAGGCUUACACUCUGUUCUUCAAAGAAAUCGGUGAUGAAAUAUUCCGAUUCAUCGAUAAUGCAUUUGGGGACGAUGAUGGGAAUUUCGAUACGUUUGCAAAGGCUCUGAAAGAACUUGAAAAUUCUUUCUUCUUUAUGAUAUGGAAGACUGAUCGUAGCCGUUAUGAGAAUGGUGUGCUGAAAAUCUGA